This is a messenger RNA of Linum tenue, 2973 nucleotides long. The record is from the annotation of a GenBank genome assembly. Lineage: Eukaryota; Viridiplantae; Streptophyta; Magnoliopsida; Malpighiales; Linaceae.
GGAAGGCAUGUGAAAUGUUUUCUCUCCAUUCAUUCUCUGAAAUAAAGAAAUAUUGUUUGAAAAUCAGAAUUGCAAGGCCGGGACCGGGACGGGGAAGGAAGAGAAAGAGGAGACAGGAGAGGGGGAGGUUUUGAUGAGGGUUGCAUCUUGAAUUUCUUAAAAUUUGAUCGAUUGACAUUAGCAGCCUCCCCAGAAGCUGUCAUCAGUCAGUCGAUCUCGCGUACAGGAAGAAUCUCCUCACUUCUCCCACUUCCCUCGCCGCCCGGCAAAUUGUUGCAUUACCUUGUCGAUGCAAGAAAUGGGUCCUCGACAUUUUGCUCUGCCGUGAAGGUUUUCAAGGCAUUCAUCAUUCGGGAGAGGAGGAAUUGUUGAUGGGUCGCCGUCGAAAUGAGGUAGCGGAGAGGUGUUCAAUCAAGACCAUGAACUGUUCAGGCGGGCCGGCACCGGCAAGGGUCAAGAAGUCGACGUAUGAGACUAUACAUGAAGUUGCCAUCUAUAUUCACAGAUUUCACAAUCUCGACCUAUUUAGACAAGGAUGGUAUCAAAUUAGGAUAUCCAUGACCCCGGAUGGAAAUGGGUGCACUUUGCUUACAACUCCUUCUCGAGUGAUCCAAUAUGAAGCAGCUGAAAAUGGUAGCAGAUCUGCAUAUGGAGUGUGGCAGAUUGAUGACACGGAGAACAGCUUCGCAACACAGCCUUUUUGUAUCAAAUAUGCGAGACAAGAUGUAUAUUUAUCUAUCAUGGUCUCCUUCAUUCUAUCCCUCAGUUCGUUUGAGGCUCCUCCUUCAUCUGGUGUGAUUCUGAGGUUUGAGCUUUUGUCUACCUUCGAUGCAGAGAAUGGGUCUUCUCUGCAAUUUCCAACGGACCUUGAUCCAGUUGCAGUUCAUGAAUUUCGAAUUCCUUCAAAAGCUCUGUUAGGAUUGCAUACUUAUUGCCCUGUACAGUUUGAUUCCUUUUAUCCUGUUCUCGUCGAUACUAGCAUACAUAUUACCAUGUUGGAAGCUUCAUCUAAACGUUCAUCCAAGGCACUAGAUCUAGUGAUCUCCGAGGGUCACAAGCAUGCCAUGCUCAUUAAAGCAUUAAUGGUUACGCGUGAUAUACUUCUCGGAGAUCUUCGGAAAAUCAGCAAAGAAAUUGAUCAAGCACUUGACUUGACUGAGUUUUUUCCUGAUCUAGAUGACAAACAACUGUCCUCCCUCGUGCAAUUUAAUCCAGUCCAUGGCAACAAGGUUUCUCAGGUCUUGCCCGAACCAGAAGAUACUUUUGAGGUUGAUCUAUCAAGUUCCUUGCAAUUACUGAGAGACCAAAUUUUUUUUCUAUGGAAUACAUUCUUUGCAUUUCACAGGGCUAAUGGGAAAAAAAUACUAGAUUCUCUUCAUCAUACUUGGGGUGAUAAUAGAAGAGCUGAAUGGUCAAUAUGGAUAGUAUACUCAAAAGUAGACAGGUCGUUUGCUAAUGGCCUCCUUGAAAAGGCUUCUUCAACUCUAAGGAAGUUCCUAAAUGAUCCUGUGCGGACUUCAAGUGCACGGGCUGGCCUUCACCGUCAAAGCAUUGCACAAAUGAAGAUAAACAACCGAUCACUCCAAGAUAUGCAUAUAUACAGAGACCCAUCACACAUUCCUAUUAUCACGAUAGACCAUUUUGUGAAUUCCCCUUCACAUAAAACUGGAGGACAUUCAUAUUUGAAGAAUAAACCAAACACAUCAACGCAAAUGGAUAGUUCAUCUACCGAACCUUCAAAAAUUUUGAAGGUGGUUGUGUUUGUGCACGGGUUUCAGGGACAAAGCCUAGAUUUGAGACUUGUUCGCAAUCAAUGGCUUUUGAUAGAUCCCAAAGUGGAGGUUCUUAUGUCAGAGGCAAACGAAGAUAAAACAGAAGGGGACUUUAGGGAUAUGGGUUUAAGGUUAGCUGAGGAAGUAACAUCUUUCAUGGAAAAGAAAAUCGAGAGAUCCUCAAGGAGUGGGAAUGUAACAGAAGUAAAGCUUAGUUUUGUUGGGCAUUCCAUGGGAAAUAUCAUCAUAAGAGCAGCAUUAUCAGAGAGCAUUAUGGAGCCGUAUUUGAGAUACUUGCACACAUACCUUUCUGUAUCUGGUCCACACUUGGGGUACAUGUACAGUUCGAACAUGCUAUUCAACUCUGGUCUCUGGUUCUUGAAAAAGUUUAAGGGCACUCAGUGCAUUCGCCAGCUUACCUUCUCAGAUGAUCCGAAUCUUAGGAAGACUUUCUUAUACAAACUUUCUAAGCACAAGACCCUUGAGAACUUCAAGAACGUGAUCCUCGUUUCCUCGCCACAGGACGGUUACAUACCAUACCACUCGGCCAGAAUCGAGGCAUGCCCAGCUGCACUUUUAGACUACUCGAAGAAGGGCAGAGUCUUCUGGGAAAUGCUCAACCAUUGCUUGUGCCAGCUACAAGCUCCUUGUUCUUCUAAUCAACGAAUCUUCAUGCGCUGCGAUGUCAACUUCUACAUCCCAUCCUCCAACAGAAACAACUUCAACUCCAUCAUCGGGCGAACUGCUCACGUGGAGUUCCUGGAAUCGGACAACUUUGCCAUGUUGGUUAUGGGGUCUUUCCCUGAACUGUUCGUCUAGUAGAUUGCAGGGUUCCAACUGCCAUAGGGAUAGAACAAUAGAGCAUACUGGAGACAACAGAAGUUUAUCGCCCGAUGAACAAGGAAAAGAAACAAGGUUAUGAGCAACGUGACGAGUGUGUAAAGCGAAAGAAUCCCAUUCUAAUGGAUCCCAUUUCUUUCUUUCAUUAUCUAUUUAUCUUGGCUUUGUUGGAGCUUAAUGUAUAUAUGUAUGCAAGUGAUGCAUUGUUAUUGCUAUUUCUAUCUUUACUACUUGAGGGAAUGGGAGGAUUUCCAUUUCAGGGGAAUCAGAUUUUGUGUUCAAAUUGUAAAAUCGUACUGGCGGUCCGACGGAUAAAAUCUUUUAUUGGAUGCUAAAUUAGUAGUUGAAUCAUGAUCUAUUA